Molecule: messenger RNA, 2506 nt
Organism: Mugil cephalus (flathead mullet)
Lineage: Eukaryota; Metazoa; Chordata; Actinopteri; Mugiliformes; Mugilidae
Product: nuclear factor 7, brain-like
Exons: 2
Coding region: 109-1752 (547 amino acids)
Molecular function (GO): protein binding; zinc ion binding
Source: RefSeq, a predicted model, not a curated record
GGGGACUCCAAUGUCACAGUAGAAAGAGAAAGCGAAAGACAGAAGGAAGACUGACGUAUCUUUGUUUAGCGCCACUCAAAGGUUCAGAAAAGCCUUCAUAGAGCAGACAUGGCCUCUGUCACGAGUCUAAUGGCUGAGGAAAAUUUGCUCUGUUCCAUCUGUCUGGGUGUGUUCACUAAACCUGUGUCGAUACCCUGUGGGCACAACUUCUGUCUCGACUGCAUCACAGGCUACUGGGACACUCUUAACGGUUUGUUCCAGUGCCCACUGUGCAAGGAGGAGUUUUGCACCAGACCAAUGCUUCGGGUUAACAUUUUCAUUAAUGAGAUAGCAGCAAAGUUCAAGAAAACUGUUAAAGAAAAGCCUUCCUGUACUCCCAAGACAGCAUGUGAAGAAAAUGUGCUCUGUAGUAUGUGCACUGGGGCACAGCUCCCAGCCUUGAAGUCCUGCUUAGUGUGUUUUAUGUCCUACUGUGAAACACACCUUGAGCCUCAUCAGAGAAUCCCGGCCUUGAAGAAACACAAGCUGAUUGAACCAGUUAAGAACCUGGAGAGCAGGAUAUGCAAGGAUCACCACGAACCUUUGGAGCUGUUUUGUAGGGUGGAUCAAAUGUUUCUAUGCGAGUCCUGUAAAGGCAGUCACAAUAAAACACAUAAGCUGGUGACUCUAGAGGAGGAGGCUCAAAAGAGGAAGACCCAGCUGGAAUCAGAAAAGAAUGACUCGGACAAGAUGAUUCAGGCACGUCAGCAGAAAAUUCUUGAGAUUCAAAAUUCAAUGAAGGCCAGUGAAGAUAAUGCAGAGAAGGCACUGUCUUACAGCAAGCAGGGGAUGACAGCUCUGGUGGACUACAUUAAGAGAAGCCAAGGUGAGCUGACUGAGGUCAUUGAGAUGAAGCAGAGAAAAAAUAAAAUGGAGGGAGAAGGUAUCAUUAAAGAAAUACAGGAAGAAAGUAUGCAAAUGAAGAAGACAAACCUGAAGCUUAAUGAUAUUUUACUAAUCAACGACCCCUUCGCAUUUGUCGAGACGGCUCUUUCUCUUGACAUUACCAUGCCCCAGGUAAAGGACUGGUCUGAUGUGUCUCUUCAAGUUGACCAGUCUACAAUUCAGGGGGCCAUAGCCAAGCUGGAGAGAACAAUCACAACCGAAAUACAGUUUCUGUGUGAUCCCAGCUUUAAAGAAAAGCAGCGGCAUGCCGUAGACGUGACACUGGAUCCCGACACCGCGAACCCCAACCUGUAUGUUUCUGAAGAUGGAAAGCAAGUCACACAUGGAAACCAAAAGCGGCGCAUUGUGGACAAGCCAGAGAGGUUUGAUCAUGUCCUUAAUGUUUUGGCGAAGGAGGGUUUCUCUUCAGGACAAUCUUACUAUGAAGUCCAGAUAAAAGGCAAAACACACUGGGAUUUAGGAGUCGCGAACCAGUCCAUCAACAGGAAGGGCGACAUCAGACUGAGCCCGAAGAACGGAUACUGGACAAUUUGGCUGAGGAAAGGAAAUGAGUUUACAGCCAACACAGGCCCCGCUAUAAAUCUCAGCGUGAGGGAGGUACCUCAGAAGGUUGGGGUGUUCGUUGAUUAUGAUGAAGGUGAGGUUUCCUUUUAUGAUGUGGACGCUAGGGCUCAAAUCUUCUCCUUCACUGGGUGCAACUUCACAGAGACGAUCUUCCCGUUCUUCAGCCCCUGUGCUAAUGAUGGAGGUAAAAAUGCCGCACCCCUGAUCAUCACUCCUGUUGAAUAUCAAGCUAAACAUCUGUGAGAAGGACAUUUUGAGGGGAAGGACUUUAUGGGAAACCCAACAGUGGAACACUGGAAGAGUUUUAUGUGUGCUUCCUUUAGUUUCUCCCAUCUAUCAGUGUCACAAGCUGUAGAUCUCCUAGUACUCAUGUGGCCACCAUUCUUCAUAAAUGUGCAGCGAGAUAAAAAGGAUUUCUCCACAAAUUAUAAUAACAAACUGAAUAACAAACGUUAUUCAGUUAAAAGCAAGUUAAUGAAUGGAUCCGCCACGUACCGCCAUGGCCAUUAAUUAAAAUUUAUCCUGAUGCUGAGAAACUAGGCACGAUAGCGUAAGUAUAUAACAUCAACGUCAGUUGAUGAAUGUGUGAAUUAUUUUUCGCAUUAUCUAAUGAUCACAACACACUUUGCAAUCCAGAAACUAAAAUUAGCAUGAGUUACAAAGCAUCAAUUAACAGCAACAUUUUACACAUUUAAAAUCAGUGCCAAAAUAAUAUGCAAAAUAUCUGAUGAUCUAUUAGUUAAUACCAAUUAAGUAAUCAUUGUCUACUGUUAAAAUAACACAUUUUUAACGAUGUUUAUUUGAGCUCUGAAAAUGUGUAUUUUUUAUUUUGUUGUUAAUGAUCUGAUCGCAGACCUCCGUCUGUGUGCACCGUUCACCGUAAUGUACUCUACUCACACUGGAUAGUGUUAAAGUUUCUGUAGUUUAUAUAUAUAUAUUUUUUUUUAUUGAUAAAAAAUAAAUCAAGUUGCCAAUCAAGUUGCAUGCAGUGUUUACU